AUGAUACUACCAUGUAUCGACAACAUCCACUACCACGGCCUGCUGAACAGCGCGACGGAAGACGUGUCCUCAGUCCUCAUGCCGCAGAACAUCAGAACCGACGCGCGACUGUUCAAUGACGACGUGGAUAUCCGCUUCAGCAGAACGCUCAACUCCUGUAAGGUCCCUCAGAUCCGAUACGCCACUGUAGAGAGGCUUCUGGAGCGGCUGACGGACCUUCGCUUCCUCAGUAUCGACUUCCUGAAUACCUUCCUCUACACGUACCGGGUCUUCACGUCUGGGAGCGUGGUGUUGGAGGCACUCAUACGGGUCUACCGCGCACCGGAAACCUGCCUCUUCCAACACAACAGGUACGGUCUUCAUUUGUUUUUGUUUGUUUGUUAUUCAUGA
Messenger RNA from Branchiostoma floridae (Florida lancelet), 390 nucleotides. RefSeq names its product ras-specific guanine nucleotide-releasing factor 2-like. The record is from RefSeq and is a predicted model, not a curated record. The transcript is spliced from 4 exons. Lineage: Eukaryota; Metazoa; Chordata; Leptocardii; Amphioxiformes; Branchiostomatidae. The coding region runs from base 1 to 390 and encodes 129 amino acids.